This is a messenger RNA of Closterium sp. Yama58-4, 1332 nucleotides long. The record is from the annotation of a GenBank genome assembly. Lineage: Eukaryota; Viridiplantae; Streptophyta; Zygnematophyceae; Desmidiales; Closteriaceae.
AUGGAACUUCUGAGGGACAGCGAGGAGUGGGCUGACGUGGAGCCGCUACCGCAGGACGAAGGUCCGGAUCCCGUCGUGCCGAUCGCGUAUUCGCGCGAGUUCGACGACGCGAUGGGUUUCAUGCGCGCCGUUCUCGCGUCCGGCGAGCGCAGCGCGCGCGUCUUGCGCUUGACGGAGCGCGUUAUCUCCGUCAACGCCGCUAGCUACACCGCCUGGCAGCUCCGACGUGACGUUCUCACGCAUCUGCUGUCGUUAGCUGAACCGGAGGCCACGUCCUCGAAGCCCUCGUCCUCGUCAGCGGAUAAGAACCGAGGGGAUGAAGGCGAUUGGCUGGUUCAGGAUGAGGUUCUUUACGCUGAAAAUGUGACUUUAUCGAAUCCCAAGAAUUAUCAGGUGUGGCACCAUCGCCGCUGGUUGGCUGCUCUUCGCAAAGAUAGGGUUACCAGACGCCAGGAACAGAUGAAUCAGCAGAAGCAGCAGCAGCAGCAGCAGCAGCAGCAGCAGCAGCAGCAGCAGCAGCAGCAGCAGCAGCAGCAGCAGCAGCAGCAGCAGCAACAGCAGCAGGAGCAGGAAUGCGCUUCAAACUCAGCGUCCCCGUUACAGCAAUCUCCGUUACGGUCCGUAGCUGAGGUGGCACUGGAAGAAUUUCGUUUUUGCGAGGAGGCAUUGCAGGGAGAUUCAAAGAACUACCACGCGUGGUGCCACAGGCAGUGGGUGGCGAGAGAAUUCGACACGUGGCAUGGUGAGAUGGCGUUCUGUGUGAGGCUGCUGGAGGAUGACGUGCGCAACAACUCAGCAUGGAACCACAGAAUGUUUGUACUGGAGCAUCUUAUAGCGAAGCAGAAGCAGGGAACAGCAGAGCAGGUGAGAGGAGCCAAUCAGAAGGAAGAUUCUGAAACUAGGGUUACACCAGUAACAGUGGAUGAUGAGGUGGCGUUUGCAGUUACCGCCAUCUGGCUUGCUCCGUCCAAUGAGAGCCCUUGGCGGUAUCUCCAAGGGCUGAUUCGCCUGCAUGAGAAAGAAGCAGCGGGUGUGGUUAAGGAAGGUGAUCUGAAGCUUCUUGGAAUCUGCGUGGAUGUGCUGGCAAGUGAACCGGAGUGUGUUCAUGCGUUAGCGACUCUGCUCUCGGUGCUUGGUCGGGGUUGCAUUUCUGAUGAAGUGGGUUCAGUUUUAGGGUUGAGCCAGGAUGAUGCUGGUGGUGGUGUGGCUAUUUCAUGUGUGGAUGCAGCUGAAGCUGUCUGUGAGAAGCUGCAAAAGGUGGAUAAGAUCAGGUGGCGGUAUUGGGAGAUGAGGAAGAAGCAGAUUGCUGGUGCUUAUGGGCCGUCUGUUUAG